CACCUGACAUGUCGAUCGUUCUUGCAACGCUUCGCCACAUCCUUUCUGCCUCCGUCAGAGCGCAGCAGCCUAGGUGAUAAGCCCACCGGGACCGAAUGGCCGCCAUGGGCAUGGUCGUCAGAGCAUGCGCGCCUCCUGCCGCCGUGGGCGCUGCCUCCGCCGCACCCUCCACCAGGGACGCUGCCCAGGUGAAGAGAUCGCCCUCGAGGACCGCCCGCGUGCUCGUGCUCGGCGGCACCGGCCGCGUCGGAGGCUCCACGGCCACCGCGCUCUCCAAGCUCCGCCCCGACCUCAGCAUCCUCGUCGGAGGCAGGAACCGGGAAAAAGGUGAAUCCUUCGCAUCUAAACUGGGAGAGCGAUCUGAGUUUGUCCAAGUUGACACCCGCAACGCAAGAAUGUUGGAGGAAGCGCUACAGGGUGUGGAUUUAGUUGUCCAUACUGCUGGGCCUUUCCAAAGGUCGGAGGAGUGCACCGUAUUGCAGGCAGCGAUAUCUACAAAGACAGCGUAUAUUGAUGUUUGCGAUGACACUGACUACUCCUGGCGAGCAAAAGGUUUCCAUGAACAAGCGAAAUCCGCUGGUGUCCCAGCUAUUACUACUGCCGGCAUAUAUCCUGGAGUGAGCAAUGUGAUGGCUGCUGAACUUGUCAAUGCUGCAAGAAGUGAAAAUUAUGGCGAACCUGAAAGACUAAGAUUCUUUUACUAUACUGCAGGUUCUGGUGGUGCGGGCCCAACAAUACUGGCAACAAGUUUCCUGCUUCUUGGGGAGGAUGUAAUUGCAUACAACAAGGGAGAAGAAAUCAAACUGAAGCCCUACAGUGGAGCUCUGAACAUUGAUUUUGGAAAGGGGGUCAGAAAGAAAAAUGUUUACUUAUUGAAUUUGCCUGAAGUGAAGAGUGCCUUUAAGAUUUUAGGUGUGCCAACUGUCAGUGCUCGAUUUGGUACUGCUCCUUUUUUCUGGAAUUGGGGAAUGCAGGCUUUCGCAAACUUCUUACCUGUUGAGUUCUUGAGGGAUAAAAAUAAGGUUCAAAAGUUAGUCAAGUCAGUUGAUCCUUUGGUCCGAGCAAUUGAUGGCAUUGCAGGAGAGCGUGUUUCCAUGAGAGUAGACUUGGACUGUUCAAAUGGCCGGAAUACCAUUGGACUAUUUACUCAUAAGAAGCUAUCUGUAUCAGUGGGAUUUGCAACAGCUGCAUUUUCUUUGGCGGUUCUUGAGGGCAACACCCAGCCAGGCGUUUGGUUUCCAGAAGAGCCAGAGGGAAUAGCAGUCGAAGCGAGGAAGCUGCUUCUUGAGCGUGCAUCUCAAGGGACAAGCAACUUCGUGAUGAACAAGCCUUCCUGGAUGGUAGAAACUGAUCCGAAGGAAGUCGGGCUAGGAAUUUAUGUGUGAGAAGAUUAAGUGUGCUUAAAUUCUUGGAUGCUUGACAGAGCUUGACUAAAUCUUGGGAGUAAAGAGAAGUUGAAUGUGACAGCCAGUAGCAUGUUGAAGUCCCCCAGAUUGAGCGCAAUUUUGUUGUAUGAUUGGUUGGGCUAUUUUAUUUUAUAUUUGAAAGGGUUGUAUAUGAAACUGAUGGUUAUAAGGAGAAACUAUUAUGGGCGAGUAAAACAUUUUUUUCACAAGUGAUACACUUGAAUGGUAGUGGAAGCAUGGUAAA
Messenger RNA from Panicum hallii, 1650 nucleotides. RefSeq lists its product as uncharacterized. NCBI's taxonomy places the organism in Eukaryota, Viridiplantae, Streptophyta, Magnoliopsida, Poales, Poaceae. Bases 96 to 1385 code for a protein of 429 amino acids. The record is from RefSeq and is a predicted model, not a curated record. The transcript is spliced from 13 exons.